GAAUCUGAACGAAAUCACGAAUUGGCAUGGCGGACGAUAAUUCUCUCGUUCUAAAACCCUAAAUCGACGCGCCCAGGAGUCUCGACUCGCGUGCCUGCGACUGUACUCCUUGCCUUCGCUCUCGUGCCCUACUUCGUCCGAUUACCCGGCGGCUCUCUCUCUUCGAGAUCAAUCGCCGCUUGACCGCUGAUUCUGCGAGAACUGUUUGUCUUCUUUGGCAAGUGAAUUUCUUGAAUUUGAAUAAAUUGGUUGAGAAUGAGGUCGAAUGUUGCAAAUAAUGCUGAUCAUUCUUUGGACGAAGUAGCAUUGCUAAUGCUGGCAGGAAUCGAGGAAAGCUGGAAGAGUUGUGAUGGCGGUGGAAGCAAUGCGAUUAUUUUACCGGGGAAGAAAAAGAACAAAUUGAAAGUAAAGAGCAAUAAGGCCAAGAAGAAGGAAAUUCAAACUCUGAGCAAAUCCAAGCAAAGGAAACUGAGACAAUUGGAGGAGGAGAGGCAAAAGAAGUUGUUGCAAGAAAAAAGCAUUAAAAUUUUGGAGGAGCACAAGAUUUGGGAUGGUGCAUAUUCUCUUUUGCAUUCUUCAGGAACUAUAGGUCGAGCUGAGACUUUCAAGGAAAGACGAUUUCGUGCUGUACAAAUUUCCAAAGCAGGUCUGGAGGUGCCUGAAGAUAUAUUGCCAUUUAAGGGAAACCACCAUCCAAAUGUCUUUAAUGAUGAUGAAGCCGCCUUGGAAGUUGAUCCUAUUCAAAGCCUCCGAAAUGAUGUUGGUGUUGACAUCACUCUCCCAGAAAAAUGUAUGAAAAUAGAUGACAACAAUCAUAACUUGUCUAUUGAUGUUCCAUUGCCCUCUCCAAAAGUUAGGGAAACUAACAUGAGUGCUUCAGUGAUAGCGGAUCAGAAAUGUUCAUCAACCACCGCUAGCUAUGAUGGUUAUGACAAUCUUGCACAGGAUAAUAUGCUAGGGUAUUCAGAUAAGAAAUACCAAGAAAUAGAAGGCAUUACUGAUUUGACUGUUCAGGAGCAUGUUAAUGCUACCACUGUGGUCCAUAUAUCACGGCCACGUGAGGUUGAAGAACACAGAAAAGAUCUCCCAAUAAUCAUGAUGGAGCAGGAGAUAAUGGAAGCUAUUAAUGAGCAUUUUAUUGUAAUUUUAUGUGGAGAAACAGGAUGUGGUAAGACUACACAGGUUCCUCAGUUCUUGUAUGAAGCUGGCUUUGGUUCAAGUCUUCGUAGUGAUAGAAAAGGAAUAAUUGGAGUGACCCAACCACGGCGUGUUGCAGUUCUUGCCACUGCCAAGAGAGUGUCAUUUGAACUAGGACUUGGUCUUGGAAAGGAGGUUGGUUUUCAAGUUAGGCAUGACAAGUUGAUUGGGAAAACCUGUUCCAUCAAAUUCAUGACUGAUGGCAUUCUGCUUCGAGAAGUUCAGAGUGAUUUCUUGUUAAAGCGGUACUCUGUGAUAAUCCUUGAUGAGGCUCAUGAGAGGAGUUUGAACACUGAUAUACUUAUCGGCAUGCUUUCUCGAAUAAUAAAACUUCGCCAGAAAUUAUAUGCUGAGCAGCAAGAGAAGAUUUUAGCAGGAGAAACAAUAAGUCCUGAAAACAUGGUUACUCAGUUGAGGCUUGUGCUUAUGAGUGCUACUUUACAAGUUGAGGACUUCAAUUCAAACAGGAAAUUGUUCGAUCAGAACCUACCUGUUCUAGAGAUUCCAGUCAGACAAUUUCCAGUGACAAUUCACUUCUCAAAGAGGACUUGUCAGGAUUACUUGGGACAAGCUUAUAAGAAGGUCAUGGCCAUCCACAAGAGGCUACCACCGGGUGGCAUACUUGUGUUUGUCACUGGACAGAGAGAAGUUGAGUUCUUAUGCAGGAAGUUACGUAAAGCAUCACAACAACUAACUAAAAGGUGUUCAAUAAAACAGCCAGACAAUGAGUUGACUGCAGGCUUAGAAGCAAAUAUGAAGGAAAUCAAUGAAGCCUUUGAGAUGGAAAAUGAUUUGCCUGAUCAGCAAACUGACAGAUUCAGCUCUUAUGAGGAUGACAAUCAUUCAGAUGUUUUUUCUGUUUCAAGUGGCUCAGGAACAGAGAGUGAUCUUGAUUCCGAAAGUGAAAAUGAAGACACAGUCAAGUUGGAAGCACCGGAGAAGACUGGUUUGUUGUUAGAUUUUCUAAGAGAUGUUGGGAGCCUCUCUUCAUUGAAGGCUUCUUUUGAUGCUUUAUCAGGGAAUUCAUCUGAACCUAAUUGCCAUGUGGAACCAAGUUUUCCAGUUGCUUCUGACUUGGAAAAUCAUUCCGAAUCCAGUUCUCUUUCUGCUGGCCCAUUGUACGUUUUGCCUCUUUAUGCAAUGCUGCCUGCUUCUUCACAGCUUCGUGUGUUUGAAGAGGUACCUGAAGGAGAAAGACUUGUGGUGGUAGCUACUAAUGUGGCUGAGACUUCUCUGACCAUCCCUGGUAUAAAGUAUGUAGUUGAUACUGGCAAAGAAAAGAUCAAGGACUACAACCAUUCGAAUGGGAUGGCGACAUACGAAGUUAGUUGGAUAAGCAAGGCAUCAGCUGCUCAGCGUGCAGGUAGGGCAGGGAGAACUGCACCAGGACAUUGUUACCGCCUAUAUUCAUCUGGAGCCUUCAGUAAAGAUGAGAUAUUCCCAAAAUUUUCCUGCCCUGAAGUAUCCAAAAUUCCAGUUGAUGGUGUUGUCCUUUUAAUGAAGUCAAUGGGUAUUGAUAAGGUUUCAAAUUUCCCGUUUCCAACUCCUCCCAACUCAGAAGCUUUGCUGGAAGCUGAACAUUGCUUGAGAGCCCUUGAAGCUCUUGAUCUUCAAGGUAGACUUACACCAAUGGGCAGAGCAAUGGCACAGUAUCCCAUGAGUCCUCGUCAUUCUCGAAUGCUUUUAACAGUUAUUAAAAUUAUGAGGAAUCAGAAAGGCUAUGCCAGGGCGAAUCUUGUUUUGGGAAAUGCUGUUGCUGCUGCAGCAGCAUUAAGCUUUCCAAACCCUUUCAUCAUACAAUUUGAGGGGAAUCAAAGGACCAAUAAUGAUAUGGAUCUAGGAGAGACAUUGGAUACCAAGAAAGAUAAAGAGGAGAAACAGAGGCAAAAGAAGUUAAAAGCAAUGGCAAGAGAGGCUCAUGCAAGAUUUUGUAACCCCAGUAGUGAUGCUUUAACGAUUGCGUACGCAUUGUGGUUGUUUGAGCUUGAAGCAAACCCGGUCAUAUUCUGCAGAGAUAACUCACUCCAUCUGAAAACAAUGGAAGAGAUGUCCAAAUUGAGGAAACAACUGCUACAGCUUGUAUUCCACCAGAGCAAGUUCAGUGAAGAGUUCUCAUGGAAUCAUGGAACUCCUGGAGAUGUGGAACUGUCUUGGAGGACUCACUCUGAAAAGCAGCCUUUACUGAUGACCGAAGAAGAGCUCAUAGGACAGUCUAUAUGUGCUGGUUGGGCAGAUAGAGUUGCAAAGCGCAUACGAACUGUUAAAAAAUCAUUAGAAAGUGAUACAAAAGUCCGUUCUGUUCGAUAUCAGUCUAGCGUUAUGGAAGAUAUGGUAUAUCUGCACCGCCGGUCUUCUGUUUCUCAAGCAGCACCAGAGUUUCUGGUUUAUACUGAACUUCUUCAGAUGAAAAGACCAUAUAUAUAUGGAGUGACUACUAUCAAGUCUGAUUGGCUUGUCAAAUAUGCCAGUCCUCUUUGCACUUUCUCAGCACCUCUUACGGAUCCAAAACCUUAUUAUGAACCUCUAGGUGAUCGAGUCUUAUGCUGGGUAAGUCCUGCAUUUGGCAGACAUAACUGGCAGCUCCCAUUGCAUAGUAUACCAAUCAAGAAUGACAUUCUUCGACUGUCUGUAUUUGCUUCAGCAUUGCUAGAAGGGAAUGUAUUGCCAUGCCUAAGAUCGGUUCAAAACCUCUUGGCUGCACCACCAUCUAGCAUGCUGAGGCCUGAGGCAUUGGGCCAAAGAAGAGUUGGGGAUCUUCUGAACAGAUUGAAGGUUGGAUCAAAAAUAAUUGAUAGCCGAGCUAGGUUGCGAGAUGCCUGGAGCAAGAAUCCUCAGUUCUUGCGCUCAGAGAUUCAGCAGUGGUUCCAGGAGAGGUUUCAUAACAAGUUUGGAGAACUUUGGGAACUGAUGCACAUUGAGGUUCAUCAUGAAGGACAUGAACUUUUCCCUAAAAGGGCCAAGAAAGAAAGGAAGAUGAAAUGAUGCAGAUUUUACCUGUCCAUGGCAUCCAUAGUAUCUGAAAAAUGCAGGCUUGAAUGAGCAGAGAUUGUUACCUUAAGGUAUACAUGGUUUUCACUACAAUGAUAACACUCGCUGGGUACUGAAUUUGUAGGAUUGACAAAGUCUCGUAAGAGGCAUUGCUGGUUAUUGGCUUGUCUUGUUUCCCAAGGAAAAAGCACAACUCUUCUGUCGAUAAUGCUUAACUUUGUGGCAAAGUUAUUCAGCUUGUCUUGUUGAUGUUGUUUUCCUUAUUCUGUGAUGCAGUUCUGCAGAUCGACUCACCAAAGGCCCAUUGUCUUGUUGCCAUAUGGCGCAUGAAGUCAGUCCCAUAUCUGUCGCACCAGCAUCUUAAACUCACAGCUCAAGCUGGAUUUAUGCGGGACGGUUGACCCACCACAGCAACAAUCCAUGAGACAUGGGUUGGUGGGGUUUGAUGAGCAAUACCUGAAAUUUGGGUUGGUGGGGUUUGAUGAGCAAUACCUGAAAUUUGAGGAUCAGCUUAUCGUUAUUCUUGUUUUCUAAGUUAUCUUUACCAAUUCUUCCAAUUUUCUUUUUAGCAAUGGAUUGUAAGGGUAUCAUUUUUGUGAAUCCACACAAAGUGAAAGAGUUCAGCGUUGUACUUUUUAGUUGUAUUUAAAGUAUCACAUAAGAAGAAAGACAGCAAUCCUAGUGGAGCAGAAGCGAAGGUUUUGUUUUGUUUUGUUUUUUUUUUUUGUGUCGUUGAUGAGACAGCCUAAUGGUUAAGGCAUAGAUUAUUAGAAGCUCAAGUCGUGUAUGUAGUGGUUGAACUAAGGAAGUAAAACGAGAGAAAUUCCUCAA
This is a messenger RNA of Musa acuminata AAA Group (dessert banana), 5016 nucleotides long. Its product is annotated as ATP-dependent RNA helicase DEAH13. The transcript is spliced from 12 exons. Gene Ontology annotation, molecular function: helicase activity; RNA binding; ATP binding. Gene Ontology annotation, biological process: maturation of SSU-rRNA from tricistronic rRNA transcript (SSU-rRNA, 5.8S rRNA, LSU-rRNA). NCBI's taxonomy places the organism in Eukaryota, Viridiplantae, Streptophyta, Magnoliopsida, Zingiberales, Musaceae. Gene Ontology annotation, cellular component: nucleolus; intracellular anatomical structure. Bases 256 to 4179 code for a protein of 1307 amino acids. The record is from RefSeq and is a predicted model, not a curated record.